Messenger RNA from Penicillium verrucosum, 180 nucleotides. RefSeq lists its product as uncharacterized. The coding region runs from base 1 to 180 and encodes 59 amino acids. The record is from RefSeq and is a predicted model, not a curated record. The transcript has 4 exons. NCBI's taxonomy places the organism in Eukaryota, Fungi, Ascomycota, Eurotiomycetes, Eurotiales, Aspergillaceae.
AUGACCGCUCCGGGGCUCCUAGGCUCCUACACUGCCGAGGAAGAGAAAGCCGUUUUACGCAAGAUUAACACAGUCAUUCUGCCUUUAGGCAUCAUCUACAUAUGUCUAGCUGCACCUCAAACCUUUGGCGGAUUCGCUGCUUACCGCAAGCCAGAAAAUAAUGCCCGAACCGCGUUAUAG